This is a messenger RNA of Hypomesus transpacificus, 1134 nucleotides long. RefSeq names its product scratch family zinc finger 2 (gene scrt2). Gene Ontology annotation, biological process: regulation of DNA-templated transcription. Gene Ontology annotation, molecular function: DNA-binding transcription factor activity, RNA polymerase II-specific; RNA polymerase II cis-regulatory region sequence-specific DNA binding. NCBI's taxonomy places the organism in Eukaryota, Metazoa, Chordata, Actinopteri, Osmeriformes, Osmeridae. Bases 83 to 1048 code for a protein of 321 amino acids. The transcript has 2 exons. The record is from RefSeq and is a predicted model, not a curated record.
UCCCUGCUUGUUUGCUUUCUUUGGGGGUCUUUUCUGUUCUCCCAUGUGUUUUUCUUGGCACUGUGUUUCCAUUCUUUGAAACAUGCCCCGUUCGUUUUUGGUUAAGAAGAUCAAGCUCGAUGAUUUCUCCUCGUCCAAUGUCUCCAACCACCAUCAUCACCUGGACGACUCGUUCACUUUCGCACGCUCCAUCACAGACUCAGUGACCAGCCUGGGAGUCCGUCUCAGCGAGAAUGGAUACAUCCAGGAUUACAUCACGCCAUCUGUAUACCAGGGGGAGAAGAAGGUGGAGCUCAAGCUGGCAUCUCCAGUCUCUGAUCCCCUGUACACCCAGGUGAGCAGCGGGGGUGAGGAGUACUGCGACCCUGACCUGGAGCACCCUGACAGCCCCCAAUCUGGCAUGACGGCCAGCGGCUUUUACAGCGGUGAGUCGGAGGCCCUGACUGAGGGUUACACCAUGGAUGCCUUCUUCAUCUCCGACGGGCGCUCCAGGCGGAAGGGAGACGGUGAGAGCCGCGGGGUAGGAGCGAAAGGCAGCGCAGCGUCCAGCGCAGAGGAUCAAGAGAGGGAGGCCGGCGCUGGGACGGCCCGUCACACCUGCAAUGAGUGCGGCAAGACGUACGCAACCUCCUCCAAUCUCAGCAGGCACAAGCAGACGCACCGCAGCCUGGAUAGCAAGAUGGCGCGCAAGUGUCCCACCUGUGAUAAGGUGUAUGUGUCCAUGCCUGCGCUGGCAAUGCAUAUCCUUACCCACGACCUCAAGCACAAGUGUGAUGUGUGCAGCAAGGCCUUCAGCCGGCCCUGGCUUCUGCAGGGCCACAUGCGCUCGCACACGGGGGAGAAGCCCUUCGCCUGCGCCCACUGUGGCAAAGCCUUUGCUGACCGCUCAAACCUCCGCGCCCACAUGCAAACACACUCUGCCUUCAAGCACUACCGAUGCAAGCGCUGCAAUAAGACCUUCGCUCUCAAGUCCUACCUGAACAAGCACUAUGAGUCAGCCUGUUUCAAGGGCUCCGCAGACGAAGAUGACUCUGGCUCUGAGAACUAACUGACUAACCACAGGAAGGAAGCAGAAUUUGAACCCCCAUUGUAGGUUCUUAACCAAUAACCCCCUUCACUCUGCCCUCCAUGCCU